GGCCUAUGGAGGCCUAAACAUGGAAGCCAUAUCCGAAACCAAUGGCGUAGCAUAGUGUUUCGGAGUUUCGAGAAAUUCUCGCCGUCCCGGUCCUCAGCAAGACCUAUGUGGAUGGAAUAUUAACUUUUUGGAUAAACGUACACAGAAAAUACAUACAAUGUCUGGGAUAAGAUGCCCGCUGAACCAUCGGCUGCCUUCAAUGACGGUGCAUUCGAGAGAUUCCUGACGUCAGCCAUAGCAACCAUCCUAACUCUCAUCUUCUCGUGGCAAAUAAUCAUCGACAUGGAACACCGCGCGGUAAAGAGACUGCAGGAGGGCAAAGGUCAAGACGACACGCUCUCUCAUGACGAUUACAGAAACAAGAAAAGGGCACGAAGCGAAGAUAUUACACGAAACGGUUUCAAUGAUGCUGCACUACUUCAGAAAGACGUUACACAACAAACUGAAGGUAAAAACCAAGACGAUUUCGAAGAUGACGUAUUUCUUGGUAACUCAACUGUCCCCCAAAACAAAUACAGGACUGGGCGUUGGAAUAACCUUCACGAAAGCGAAGCAAAUAAUUUCGGUGAUAGAAGUUUAAGUGACGGCGAAGCAGAGUUCUUGAAAGCUGUUGACAAGAACAACGAGUUGACUUUCGAUGAGGAACUCAGUUCGAUCCCUGCGCAGCUUCCCCUGAUACAAGUGACACCUCCUAUUGGUGGUAUAAAGCGACCCCUAGAACCUUAUCAGACGUAUUUCGGGUCCGAUUCCGACUCUGACGCGGACUGCGAGCUUAUGCAGUACGAUUCUAACAAGUUAAGUCCGCUGGAUGACUUUUAUAUGGACUACGAAGACAGUAGUCCCAGUGGGUCAGACACCGAGGUUUUCUGCCGUCAUGUUUUGGAGGCGAUUUCGGAGGGUGACGAAGAAGAAUAUGAAAGCAUUUCCGAUUCCGAUUCUGAUGAAGACGAGGAACAGGUGGGAGACCAUCAGGAGAAGUCCCGCAAAUGUCACGAUGACAGGGAAAACAUUGGUCCUAAUCCACGUGGGCGGGUUGCUGAGACAAAGCCGCGGCAUUUGUUACCGGAUCGAGCGCCAUUUCGAAACCUACCAAUGAAUAAAGCGCAUACGAACGAAAAGUUUUUAACUGGCGCUAAUUCUACCAACGUGACACAAGAGGACUUGAUGAAUAAUUCUGAAAUGAGCCAUAAUCUGUCACAAAUGAAGGCACCCCGCGCAGAAGAAGAAGAGGACCUUUUUGAAAAUGCCAUUUACAUGAACAAAGAUUUUGAUAUGAAUGAAUGUCCUGUUGAGAAACAGACCGGGACUCACAGCUUUAUAACAGACUUCUCAAGGAACAUACAUAGAAGUACUCCCAUUGAAGACACUUCGCGAAGUGGUGAGAAAUCGCCAGGUAACAAAAUCCAUCUUGGUUGCCAUAGUAACGUAUCUUAUGUUGACGCGGACGCGGAGAUGAAUAUGUCUUCUCCAUUUACGGAUCCUCCUAUUUCGCGGGCGGAAUGCCCUGCUGAUUUCAAGAGGGACCACGAUGGUGAAAAUGUCAGCGAUAUGAAUGACUCAACUCGACCAGCCGGUCCAUUAACAAGUUUCCACAUUGGGCGGCACGACACGGAAGUUUCCAAUGGCUCACCAGGUGGUUCCACAGAUAAUGCAAUAUCGAUUGGUUCUAAUCUGGUGAGUACUGGUUCAACACACACUAGCCAAGUGCAUGUAGAGCGACUACUGGCGUGCACAGAAAGCCCCGGCUUGAACACUAUACAGCCAAGUCCAAGUAGUAAGGAUCAUACGGGGAUUAUAAGCAGGAACUACUACUUAGACGUCAAGAAACCCUCAAUGAAUCGAAUACGAGGCCAAGGGGUGGGCGAAUCAGAGGAUCUAAAUCCGCCGCCAUUUGUACAGGGAGGACGCGUAGGUGAUCUGUACACGGACUCUGUUUUGUCAGAUGGGACUCAUGAUAUCCCGCGAGGAUUUACUUUCGUUAGGUGUACGGAUUACGAGGAGGACUAUAAGGUAACCAGUACCCUUUUGUUUCAACCCCGUGACCCAGGGGUGAGACUGAAUGUGUGUAAUCCAAAUGCAACAGAGGAGCGCCACCAGCCAAAGGUAAUUGAAGUAGAUGUCCAUGACAUCGGCGCAAUUUUGAGUGACACAAGAAAAGCCAAGGCCGAGUUGUGUGGGGACACAGAGACUCGGGGCGAAACAGUUUGGGAUGACUUGGGAAAAUUUGAUGAGGUGACGCCAGAGAGGACAGAAACUGUUCACAGUGCUCCGCUUAAGUUUGAGAUUUAUAACAGGCAACCAGAACUAACUGCUGAAAGUGCCCAACAAGCUGUUGAUUUCGAACCCGUGAUUCCUGAGUUGAGGGCGGCGCUAAACCGCCCUGUUAGUGAUAACGAAAGUGACAAUGACAGUAGCAGUACGACUACUGGCGACACCGCAAUAGAGGUAAUCAACCCAAAACUUCAUGUUGUGAGGAUAGGCAGCGUUGAUAGCAAUGGUACAGAUGAGGAUUACGUUGGGGAUAUUCUAGAUGAUACUCCUGCAAAGAUGGACGACGAGAAAAGCUUAAAUAGGGUCAAAAAACCUGAAAUAGACGUCGAUGAAGAGGAGCCGGUUUUUAUCAACUUAGCAGAGACGGUGCAUUCCCCGAGGUUCAAAACACGUCGAAAGUUCAAACCAAGAGAAGAUUCAGGUCAACCUAGUGUUAGUCACAACAGUGCCAGGAUCAUACCCCCUUAUCACAAUGACAAAAGCAGUACAACAAUAAAGAACGCUUACAAUAAAGGUAAAUAUACCCCCGGGUCGGGUGUGCAAAUACUGGGUGUGCCAGACCGUGAAGACGACCACAACGCAAGUUCGGGAGAGGAAUCUGGGUCAAAUUCUGAUAGCAGUGGAUCGUUCGAUUGCGGUGGAGAUUCGGACAAAUCGCCGAGAGGUUUUGAGAAAUCCGUCCCGAAACCUAAACUCGAAGCUCUAGGAGAGAUUGAGGAAGAGAUAUCCAGUGAAAGUAGCGGGGAGGAUACAACUGUGAAUGAUGUGAAAAGAUCCAGGAAUUCGGACACUUCUAGCACAUCCAGUGGCUCCGAUUCCUCCAGUGAUUCUGACUCCUACGCGGACGCCGAGGAGAACAACCUGGUUGAAGGGGGCCGCCAGUCCAUUGAAAAUAGUUCGAACAUUCCGCUAACACAAAGGAGCGGUUCUAGGGACACUGUAAAUAGAACACUCGACGGACGAUAUGGCAGCGACACGAUUGGCCCACAAAACAACACUAGACCUAAAUACAUAAACGAACAUACACAUUCUGAGGACACUGAACGAAAAGGAGGAAUACAUUUUGGUAUAGGAUUAUCUGCAAAUUUAGACCAAACGGAUAAUUCAAAACCUCCACAAGGAAUCGCUGUAAGUACAAAUAAUUUCGAAAGCAGUACGUCUUCCAGUCAUCUUGAUAAUAGGAAUCAUCCAAAAGAAGCCCGGGUAACACCACUCGAAACUGCAAUAGCUCCUCCAAAUUCUGGAGAUUUCACUGCCCCAGAUUUUUCUGCAGACGACCUCUGUGCCGAAACAGACGAGAUGUAUUUGAGGCGUAGUUCGGGUGGCAGUUAUUCUACAGGCUCCGAGGAGUUGUUGGCCUAUGGUAGGCGUCCGUCUCAUGGCAGGAGCGAGUACGUCAGCCCACUGGUAUCCUAUACACCGCCAGCCCAGCCAAAAUCUGAACCCAAGACUCCUAAGUACACCGAGACGGGUGUACAGACACUACGAUCUUACAGGCAGCCAAAUUCCUGCACGUUUAACCCUGAGAGAUACUUCAGGCCAAGCGAUGUAGAUUCCAUAACUUUUACCACCAUGGUUGAACAUCAUGGUAGCAAUGUUGUCGAAGAACACGAAUAUUCCGAGAAGGGGGCACAGAUAACCUUUGAUCCACUCUGGGACAGGGAGGACACCCAGCUUGUCGCAUCCCAAGAUGAGUUAUCAGAUGAAUGCAAUAAAUCGUCAGAUAGUAUUGAUGCUGACGCCUUCCAUAGGCCGGUUGGUCCAUCAUCACCCGCAGGCAUCCCUGGUGACCAGUCUCCAAUCCAUGCGCAUAUUUCACCGAAGUCAAGAACCAGUAGUUCAAGUUCGAGUGAAUUUGAUAAUUUUGAGAAAGAAAUAGAGAUUACAGCUGAACAGACUGAAGAGAACUUCACUGCCAAUGAGGAAUUCACCGCUAAUUUCAAAGCACCAAUUUCGCUUGAGGAAGAUUUCGACUUUGAGAUCGCCCCAAAGGUCAAGGUCGACACAGGUGAAGAGGUCAUGGUCAGCUCAGAGGCCAGGGUCAGCCCACGAGAUGAGCAGAUGAAGCCACCAUCACCCCGUGAUCAAUCAGUGCAGCGUCCCCAAACCCCUCCAUUGGUCACAGGCCCAAAGCGUAAUACUCCGUCUGUAUCAGUGGAUAUUGACAUUGACAAUGAUGUUGAAGAGCCACUGGUUGCAGCCGAGGUAAAGGCGGUCGAAUCGGCGCCCCCUGGUGGCGAGAGCUUCAACUUGACGAGCAACUUUGAUGCUGAUGAUGAGGGUGGAUCCGAGAGCGAGGCUGAGAAUAAACCAAGCAGCAGUCUUUAUAAUACAUUCAGCAAGCCAAGGGAUACGACUGAUGGGUCAACGGUCAAGCCAGAGAAGCCCAAAAAGCCAUUGGGUUUAAAGAAACCAGAUGUUAGCCCAAAGGAAACAGAAAUGAGCCGAGAAAAGCCUAGGGUUAGCGCAAAGAAACCAGAGAUAUCACCCCCAAAGCCACCAACGUUUGCAAAGCCUGUAAUAAAGAAACCGGUUACAAAUGUUGACCACCCAGCUGAAGACAAGAAGGCUCGUCCUAAGAGUGAGACAGACAAAGACGAAAAUGGUAGAAAAGAGUACAAGUCCAUCCUUCAGAAACCAAUUGCGGUCACCCCAAAGAACAUUUCCCAUCUUAUUUCACUGCCAGAUAAAAUCGCCACAGUGGACAGAUCUGAAAUUAAAGAGGCCAGGCAGGAAUACAUGAAGAAGACUGCCGAACCUGGGAAAACCAAUGAGGAAGAGAGAAAGGCCUUGUUGAGUCGAUUGCUUGGAACAAGAGACUGGUCUGACAGGCCUAAGCCUAUUCUGAAGAAACCCUCUCAAAGUUUCCGUGAGAUUGACGAUAGUAAGCGGGAAGCCCUGUCUCGAUCAUUGUCCAAGUCCAAGGAGAAUAAUGUUGGUGUCUUCAGCAAGGAAGACGUCAAAGAUAGAAUCAGUGCAGCUGUAGAGAGACAGAAACUGGAAGACAAGUCGAAUUUCAAACGGACACCAUUACGGGCGACUGUUGGUCCUAUAGCCUGCAGCAAGUACAAUGAAGAGAUGCUGAAGCGAAAGGAGAUGUCAAAAUCGCAGACUUUACCAUCUGGGUUUAGUUUUGGAAGCCCGCAGAUUGAGAAAGAGGCAUCAAAAUCAACUGACAACAUCUUAAGUGGCAGACCCAGUACAUUGCCAAGAGCUUUUUCUGUAGUUCUGGUGAGGUCGCCGUCAAUGACGUUACAUCGGACUGCCAGCUCUUUCUUCUCUGAUCGCAAGUCGUAUACCAACCUUGUUGAAACGGACAUAGACACGGGUGAAGUGACUGAAAAACCUCUUGUGAUGGAGACUGACCUAGAUGAAGUGCUUAGGAUCAGGCAGGCGACCAUGCCCCCAAAGUGUAGGAGUCUGCAGGAUCUUUACAGCCAAGCCGGGUUGAAAUCUAUUGUCAAGGAUGUUUAUGAUGAUACUGGUACAAAGGAGAAGAAAACUUGGGAGAAAACACAGAGUUUAACAGCAUUGACAUCUCUAUCAGUGUCAGUUUUCAAAGACGACGCUGAUGACGAGGUAUUCGGAGACUGUGACGAACCAGACGCUAAAGCUGAUACCAUUCAGAGAACGUCAUCAGAUCAUCAGAUGAGGAUUACAAAGUCAUUAACCAAACUCGACCUGCCUGAUUGGUACUUCAAAUGUCCUCCGAAGCCUGCAGAGGAGAAACCGGCUAGGGAAUCAAAGGUUCCCAAGUUCCAUAUUGGCGAGAGUGAGAUUGCUAACAGGUCAAGGACGUCGAGUAUCAACAGCAGUUUCUCUCAUGGUCGCCCUGUUGUCAUAUCAACACGUGUCACGAUGCCAAGGACGUCACCAACGGCGCCUGACGACAAGGCUGGUUAUGAGUUACCAAGCCAGAAGAUAAAAAAGAAGCUCGAGGAAUCCAGCGCAUAUAAACCAAUCAAGUCCAGGAUGGGCCCCAUUGACGCUGUUUUGUCAAAGAGCAGGGAAGCCUUGGCAGAGAAAGAGUUGAAGCUUGCAGAGAGGAAGCGCAUCACAGCUGAGUUCCAGAAGCAGAAGUGGGAACCUCCUGUCAUAAAAUCACCAAAGAUCAAGCGAGUGUCACCAGCUGCAAAGGUUAGGGUCGAACCAGAGACUGGGGAGUUGGACCAAGAGAAGCAACAAGCUAUUGAUGCAAUAGCUGACCUCCUUGUGGCUGACGAAGCCCCAGUGGCCAUGACAUUACCGCCUGCGGAACAGAGGUUUUCCUCAAAUGUCAGUAUGAGCAUCAAUUCAGCUAAACCGCCCCCAGUUCCAAAGGGGCACAACUCCAGCAGCGAAUCUGAACUCUCCUUCCUGAACUCCAAAAAUCAUCCUAAUAUCCACAAUAACCUCGAUAGUCAUUUCAAGCCAGUCCACACCGGCAGCAACAGCGAUAAUGACAGUUCGUUCAGCAGUAUUAAUCCACCGAAUUUCGAUAGGGCACUAGCGAGGUCCAGUCCAGAUUUAACCAGAGAAAGCCCAGAACCCAUACGGAAGUUCCAGGUAGAGACUGUGCAUGUUGCUCCUGCACCACCGAAAUCUUCGCUCAAUCUUUCAGUGCCACCAGAUGAAAUUGAAAGUAUUAGCAAUAUUGAGAGUAUUGUUGAACUAGAACCGGAAAUCCGAGUUGAAAUGCCAACCUACCACGCAGCCGCACCCGUCCAUAUGUUUGAUCCAAAACCUGUUUACCGUCCAGUGCAGAUGAAUGCAGUAGUCAAACCUAUGCAAGAGCCUAAAAAAGUGAAGACGAAACCACCACCUCCAGUUCGUAAGAGUAGUCGAAAAGAAGGUGAGAUAUCGCCUCCACUUCGGACCAGCAGUACAAGACAAGCUGACAGAUCGCCUCCACUUCGGACCAGCAGUACAAGACAAGCUGACACAUCGCCUCCACUUCGGACCAGCAGUACAAGACAAGCUGACAGAUCGCCUCCACUCCGGACCAGUAGUAGAAAGGAAGCUGAAAGACCAACCACAUUGCCGAUGCAACCACGAUCGUCAGCCAUGGAAAGGUUGAUGCCACAGCGUCCAGCUCCAAGUAGACCAGAGAUCAAUGACAGUGCGGGUAUAGCAGAAGUCAAGGUCGUGCCACAGCAGACCGCAGCUCGUCCACAGCAUACUCCUCCAAAUGCCCCUGCUCCAGUUUUCACAAAACCAGUCCAGCCCAUUUAUUACCAGCCCAACACAAGUAGAAGCUCAGAGAGUGAUGCGUCAAUCACUCAAGAUAUUUCACCAAGGUACCAAGCACCACCAUCUUCUUCCGUCGCCAUGGUUAAGCAAGCACCUUCUAGUCCACCAAAGGUAGAAAAGAAACAAGAGAAGAAAGAGUCCAAAUUCUCGUUCAAGGGCUUCAAACCAAUCGUCUCAAGGAAACCAGAAAAGUCCAAGAGCCCAGAGACGCCCAAGAGGCAUACAGCAGAAGUAGUGAAAAAGCAGAGGCCUGUAGCAGCUAAACAGCAAGAGAACAAGGCAGCAGAGCCGACGAAGGCACCUCUGUCAAUGUCACAUCCAAUGAACACUAGCAUUGAGUCCCAGGAAACUCCAUCAUUCAGGCUGGCCAGAGCACCCGGGUCAAGGCAAAACAGUUAUCGGGAAUCUCCUGUGGAUUACCAGGGACCAGCUUCCCCAAGGUCACCAAAGUCACCAACUGGUUCGUACAGAGAUUCUGCGACGUAUCCAAGGACGGAAGCAAACCAGAGAAACAUUAGGCCAGAGGUUGAACUACGCAGACACCCGCAGUCGACUCGAACAACAGAGAGACCUUACACUGAGAUUGGCCAUCAUCCGAACUGGCGACCAGCAGCAGCUGAGGAUCUGAGGAGAUCAUUCCAAGGUCCCAAAGUUAAUGCACCAAAAGCUGCCAUAGAGACGGACUCUGAUCUUUCACUGUACCUCUCACCGGAACCGUCUCCAAAGAAGACUCCAACAGAGACAGACCUUGAUGCCAUGGGAAUUCGCCGAUUACCAGCGCGAGCCAUCAUUGAGACAGACAUUGAUAGCGAUCUGUACGACUCACCAAUACGAAAGAAAGGCCAUGGAAAACAGCAAGUCCUGGAGACGAAUAUUGAUGAUGAUAUUCCAAGCAGGAACUCCUCCUAUAAAAAUGGGGAAUCGAGCAGAAAUUCGUCUUUUAGCGACAGAGAACCAAACAGAAACACCUCAAGAGAGAGGGAACCUGCACCAUCUUUGCCACCAAGGAGAUACAUUGGCUACCAAGCCGAGCCAGUACGUGACCCAGGUCACAUCCCAGAUAUACCUCCAAGAUGGGAUACCUCACGGAACUACCCUGAGAAACAGAAAGACUAUGGCCCAGCUCCUAAUAUACCGCCACGUAAAACCCCAACAAUACCUCAACCAAUCGAGACCGACAUUGAUGCUGACCUGAGCUUUUCUUCUGAUGGGUCUCGCGGAAGAAACAGACAGCCAGCCUACAACAGUGCACCCGUUCAGAAUAAUGCCAGCUACUACCAUAAUGUCCCUGGCUCAAGGGACCCAAGUUACAACCAAGCACAAGUGCAGCCAAAGCGAGAAGAUGCUUAUCAAAAAGAUAACCAGUUAAAACAACAAACGAGGUCAAAUCAAGAACCACCUCGUAAUAAAAGGCAGCAGCAGGUCCCACUCUAUUACCAAAACCAUCAGCAGAGUGAUUUAUUCAAAGUGCCACCCAUACCACCUCGUGAGGUUACUAAAGACGUUCCUCCUCCUAGCAUCCACAACGUUGACGAACUUUUCGAAACUGAUGUAGACUUUAACUUAAAUAGAUUUGAAACUGUUGCAGUGGAAGGGGACACAGAUAGUAACACACCUCAUGGGACGCUGACCAGGUUUGGGCGGAGCCAAAUGCCACAGCCUUCCACUCAACAGCCGAGAGCACAAGUUAAGUCAAACCACAGCUACGAUUUUGAUUUCGAAGCACCUUCAAACAGCUUUCCCCCAACGCUUGUGACAGCUUCCAAUACAAGUUACACAACUUGUGCAGUAGCUGCACCCCGUCAUGUGUUCAGUGUCAACGAAUCUCGCCAAAGCCAGAACGUGCCCAUGGAAACAGAAGAAGACAUGUUGUUUGCCUUCGUUGUCAACAAGCAACCAAAAGAGAUUGAUUCAGACGUUGACAUCUUGACCUCACCAAGGACGCAAGGUAACCGAGGAAGCUUGGAGUUUGGACCAGACAGUUUUCAGGCGUUGGGGAAGCGAUCGGAUUUGAAGGUGGACACAAAUUCCUUUCGGUUUUCGAAGGAGGAGGAACAAUUUAAAUGCGAGGUUGGUUUCUCCGGCGCAACAGAGCAGGAAGCAACAUUAGCAGAAGUCCUGGAUGGUCUACUAGCGCUUCCACCUAGUCCGCAAGGGAGUGAUGCAAGGGUUUCCAGCACAGACUCCCUUGAUCGGGGAACACCAGAUUCGAUUCCAGAUAACGCAAAUGGAUUUUUCGGACCAAUAUCGGAGAGUGGAGAGAAUCUUCUCUCCCUGAGUAAACGGGGACAGAACAUCGAUGAGAAUCGUGUUAAAGUCAAAUGUCGGAAUACGAACUGUGGGAAAGAGAUGGUGCUAGCUCAGGCGAGGUGUUCGUACAAGACCUGCCACAGCUGUUACACGUAUUACUGCUGCCGCCAAUGUCGCAUAAACGAUUGGCCUAAACAUAAAACCGCGUGUUCGUACAACAGAGUUGUGAGUAUGUGCAAGCACGCCAUCAAAACAAUUUAUAAAGAUCCAAAUAUACUCUUUCAGAUGUCUAAGAAAGCUAGGGCGGGGUAUUUAGCAUCCGGGCGCGGCUGUAUACUUCUUGUUUUCCAAAACUUGUUCCAAGCAGAACAGUUCGUGAGGGAGGGGCAGGCUGCGCUGCGCUUAGAACCAGUCUACUGCUCUAUGACUGAGUUGGAGGAAUACUACGUCCUUGGGGAGUACGGAGAUUCGGUGAUGGACAUGUGUGUGGAUUACAGUCCGUAUUUGAACUUUAUCGUCAGUGUUGCAAUAGUUAUGAGCAAAGAUACGCGAAGGAACUCUGGCCAGCCCAAAAAACGCGAAGGACCUGUGAUUAAAAAGUGCGCGAAAUUGUGUCUCAGCGCGAGUUUGUCCGAAUCCGUAACGGUUUCAACAACUUCUGAUCAGGGUGCUUUGAUAUUGACUGUCGGUACUAAUUCAAAUUCAUACCUAUCGCAACAUGAAGCGCGGGAUGAAAGCUUUGACAAUGUUCAGCGAAAAUUACGUCAGCGAGGUGUCUGCUUGCGUGAACAGUAUCCGGAUGUAUUCAACCAACUUAUCGCAUACGUCAAUGAAAAUCAAGCAUUUCCCCAAAUAACAAUUUAUCCGUACGACGGUUCUACUGGAAGUACAUUCAUGUGCGUUAUAAAACUCGAACAGGAACCGGUACAAACGGAACCUGUCUGUCAAAUAACAUUGGAUACCUUUACGUGAGCGUAUAAAUUUUGCGUUGUUAUGACGGUGACACGCCAGAAUAGUUGCUAUGGUAACAAAAUGGCUGCCAUCAAGGUAAUCUGUACCAUGAGAAUCGUAUCAUGGUCUUGAACGCGGGGCCGAUGUUUAUUAAUCUCAUUAAUCUGCAUCGUGUAUGCAACACUUGAAGAAUUAAUCAUGUGAUAUCGCUCGAACGUUUCUACUGCGCACUCGUCUGACGUCAUACCGUGAAUGCAAAUGAAACAAGCCGUCAUGAAUAUGUAAAUAAGACCAGAAAAUAUAUGGAAAUGGAAAUAGUGUAGCCUAGAUAUAACUUUUAAUCAAGAUGUGAGGUCAAGGCUUAAUUUGACUCAAGAUUCACAACUUUUUAUUGGAUCAUCUGAUUUUAAGGAUUUUAUGGGAUUAGGUCCAAAGGACCCGGCACUUGGGACUUAAAGAUUCAUAUAAACAGGAUUUUGUGUACUUUCUAUGCUUUCAAAAUAUGGAUUAUUCAGUUCCUGACUCUGACCAGAGGAUUGUGUAUUAUGUAAAUAAUUUGAGCUUGUCGUCAUCAAAUAGUGCAGCACAUCAUCGGAUGUAGCAAUUGCGUCAUCGAUUCUUGCUUCACUGACGGAUUACAUGAAUAGUGAAGCACUUACAUUUUUUGGAUAACGAUUCUGGUCAUCAACAUGGCCAUAACAUUUAAGAGGCGUCCAUCCCAUAAUGGUGACGUCUUGCUCCUGGACAUAUUGGAAUAUACUGUGUUUAAUUCAAGAUUACAUGCAUAUGAACAUACUGUGCAAGGAUUAUAUUUACUACUCUUUUGUCUCAUCUUUGAUUAAAGGGUUAAAAGUGUAGGCAUGAUAUGGUGAUCGACCUGUUUAGAAUAUCUCAGCUUUGAAUAACAACAUUCUCUGCCCUGGGUGAAAGAAAGUUUAAUUGAGAUAAUAUGGUCCUUUUCUUGAAAUUCGUGAGGCUUCAUGCAAUUCUCCAUAACCACGAUAAACACUGAACCUUUCAAUGCCUUCUGAGCAGAAUAAUGUCGAAGAAGGUUUAGUGUUGAUUGAAACUAUGUUGAGUCGCCUGCAAUGCCAAGAUCAGUUCCGAGUUAUGGAGAGGUGCACGAAGCUCUCACAACUUCGUUUUAUUGUUGAUUUGUCGUUCCAGUUUGAUAUCCUGCCAUUGCCGUGUAACGCGUUAAAGAAUGAGUCUUCUUUUACUAUCCGAAAACUGUCCAUGAUCGCCUUUAAAAAAUUGUAUAUAGAUUGAUAUUUCGGACACCCCUGUAUUCAAAUGCAAUUCUCAAUGAAAUUAAUCACAUUCAUCUUCUCUCAAUUCAUCGAUAUCAAGGCGUCACCAGUUUCUAUUCAAUUGGGCUUUACUCAAUCUUAAAAGUGUUACACGGUAAUUCAACUAUACAAUGUACGUUGUAAAUUCCUGCCAUUUCGAAAUGUUUUGAGAAUGUCAGAUACAGUUGACGAUUUGAUAAUUUCGUGUUUAACCCAAUUUUGGUGAUAAAACGCCCGAGAUGAGGUCAAAUUUGAUCAGGGUUUUUGUGUCCAUUGUUGAUUUAUGUUGUGAGGUGGGAAACAGUGAUCAGAGUCUUUAUGUGUCAUAUGAAAAUGUCAUUGCCAUUUUGAUAGUGUUUAAUUGGGACAAAUCUGCCAUGGAAUGAACAAUACAAGAGGAGUUUUUAUGCCAUGUUAUCUGAAUAUGAUUGAACUAAACACAUAAUUCCAAAGCAUGUAGACAUCCCCGUCACGAUUUGGACAACUAAUGCCAACAUUUCUUUUUAUCUUCAAAGAACACAUUUGGUCCACUUAUACACUUCAGCAUACAUGCAUAUAUGCACAGUUGGACACUCUCCAAAUUCCUUUACUGAUUUCUCUGCGGUUUAUUUACCUUAAAACCUACUGUAUAACAUUACCUAAACCCCUUGACACAAUCAUGCAAGUAUAAUUGACCGCAAUUCAUUGCUCUUACAAAUUCCACGCAGAAACAAAGAGAGGUACUCCUUCUUUUGGCCUGCUGAAGGUAGAGAGUGACCCCCUGUGAUGAUAAUAAGGCCAAAUAAGGACGUGCCCUUAUCAGUCCAAUAAUCACAUUUAAUGGUGAAUUUCUAUCAACAUCGCUGUCGACAGGCCCCAGGCAUGCCCUGGUAAACUUUUUCAGUGUCUGCUCCAAAAGUAAAUACACUCCACACAAUGCAUUUUAGUUUAUCGAUUUCGAUAUACCUAGUUAAUGCACUGACUGAUACUUCACUACAUAUAUACCGCUGUAAUGAUAUGCAGCGUACACCUUUGUCGGAAAAUCAUUAGAACACAUGGUACACUAGACUCUAUAAAUGUAGAAAUGCUUGUCGCACAACGAGUGGUGAAGUUGAGCAACUGCUGUCGCAAUCCUGGAACAACUUCAUUGUACUAGUAUCAAAACCCAAUACAGGCCAACAGGUUGUUUUCAUUACUAAGGCUGUCAGAUGAAUCCCUUUAAAGCUAGGUUCGAAAAAAAUCUUUCGGUACAAAUGUAUCAAGAGUUCUUAUUUCACCAUCCGAAGACAGUGACAUAUUUUUCACAGUCUUGGUGAAUGACAAAGGCAAAACUACCAGGGCUGUGCAGAACAUCCAAUUUUGCAAACUCUAACCUUACGUCGUCGUCGUCGGGACGUCAACGUGCUGCAUUUAAAGGAGGAUUAGGUUUAUUGUUCCAAAUUCAAGCAUUGUUUUCUUUUCUCUUUUAAAACAAGUAAACAUUUCUAUUUCGGCUGCUAAGAUAGUUCUGUCUGCAGUCAUUUGUGGUAUGUACACCUGCUACGAUUCCCAAGAUUGUUAUCAUACUCCGUCAUCAUAACUGGCCUGGCAGUAAAUAAAAGAGCAUAAAAUCAUAAAAUCAAUUUUACGAUAUUUGACUUCUGACUGGCCAUAAUGAUAAAUUAUAUCGAAAACAGAUGACAUGGCAUUGGGCGGAACAGACGCGCGGGUGGAUUGGACACUAAUGAUUCAGUAAUUUUGUAAUGAACUUGUGGUUGUCAGAUGAUGUUCUAACUUGAUACUCUUUACUCUUGUGUGUGUGAGUGUUGCAAUUUUAGAUUGUUGAUUGUCAGUAAGCAGUUAUUAGUCAAAAUAUCGGCCAGUUAAGUUUACGUGAAAUGUCGAUAUCUCGGGAACUUCCGAGCAAUUGAUUUCCUCCAAAUGUAACAAGAGUAAAAUCUGUCAGGUUGAUGAGAAUUUGUAGCGCAAAAUAUGGCCAAAUGUCAGUUUCGAGAACGUUCUACGGCAAAUUUACAUUCGAUCGCUACCUCAAGUACCACUUAAUGUCCCUCGACCAGUUGGGAUAUACAUUUUACCAAACAUCUAUAUUGAACGAAACUCGUGGUGAAGAAACAACUGGGCGUGAAAGCGCCCGUCAACUUGAGUUAUAGGCGUGUUCUAAUGCUCUUGAAAAUGAAUUAUUCAAAAAACCGUGAUACGUUUGAGUGUUGGAGUACUGAAUAACCAACAUGGAAAAAGCGAAAUAACUUACAUGAGACUUAUCAAUAAUCGAGUUCGGCGUUUAGGGUAAUGACAUUUUUCACUAUAAAAUUUCAGGAAACCAUUAGUCUUCGCCAAUUGCAAGUUAACUUCAUCUUCAAAAUUACCUUUAGUGUAGCAACUGACAUGCGUGACCAUGUGACUGACAGUACCGACUAGUUCUUUGAGCUGGACGGAGCCCGUGUCAAACGGCAGAUAUUGCAGUGAAGGCAAAUGCGUAAUUACACGAUUUACCGAUCAAGUAGAUGAAGUUUUACUGUUGCUAAGCUGGGAUCAAUCACCAGGUGCCAAGGUCAAGGUCACCUCAGCUGUAAAUCAAUUUGAUUUGAUCUAAUAUGUUGCUGGAGAAACAAGUUCUGCUAUUUCUAACAACCAAUAUGAAACACUUCCUCAUUUAAUUUCUGAUAUAAAGUUCAUAAUUUGUAGAGCACUAACCUUCUGAAGCGGCGUUCCGAACGUCUUAAAAGUUGUUGAGAUCUGCGUGAUUGCAUACCACAUAUAAAAAGCUCUCUGAAAUUGAUACGAAAAGACAUUCAAAUUUAGCUGUUAUUUUUGAAAGUUUAUUUCCUUGAUCAUAUUCAGCCUCAGAAAGCUCCUUUGCUUUGCAGUGUGGAGAUCUAUGAUACUUCAAAUGAAUUUUGAAAAUGAAAGUAUUUUGAAGCACGGACGUUUCAGCUGAUGUAAGUGCUGGUGAUUGAAUAAAGCGAGUGCAAAAUUCUCACUUCAUUUUCAUGCUGGCCAAGCAGCUUUGUACGAUCCUAUACCCAAUCUAUACCAUCUGUGACAACACUCAUCUUAGCGUUUCAUCAUAUCACUAUCCCUUUAAGCGGGACUAGUUUUACAGAUGGAGAAAUUAUUACGGACACUUUUUUGCUCAUGAAUAACGUUUAAUAUCAAAUAUCGACUAAAAAAUUAAAACAGUAAUUAUAUCAGCACCAUGUGAUUUGAUUGUGGGUUAUCAGGAAUAAUUCUGAAAAUUACCUCUCACUUGUAGAAGAUAGUUGUUUAAAUCAUCUAGACCUUGUAAUCUCUGACCGGAAUUUGACAUCAAUUUGAUAUAAAAUAAACACUUUCCAUUUAAUGUUGGAUGACCUGAAAACAUAUAAUAUACACUGUGAUGCAGUCGCUCUAUUAACCAUAUCAUAUUCAACAGACCCUUUAAUGUUUUCUUAAUUGAUUUAAAGAAUAAUUACAUACGUACUUAAAUUGACCACAAAAACCUCAGUGGUGGUUUACCAGGGUAAGAAAAACGAUGCGCCACUCUCCCCAAAAUGAAGAUAUAUAACCUGGCAUAAAAACGGCUCAAGCUACUUUAACAGGGGUUAAUCAAAACAAAAUAGCGAAAUAUCAUAUUGAGGAAUUUUCAUUCUUCCUGUCCCGAAAAUACAACAUGCAUUCUCACACAACACCCCGAUUUAGAAUCGUCAUUGUUCGGCAACAUUGUCUCUCCGACAAAGAGUGGGAUGGAAGCAAUAUGUUAUUUAUAAUUUAGCCUAAUCAUACCUCUGAAUCGUAUGCAUCUAGUGCUAGCAACCAUGCUAGUUUUGGUUCAAGCAUCAGUAUGAUACUGAAGCAGACCAAAACCCUGUUAUUUCAAAUGCAUCUUUUGAAGUUAUAUAAGUAAUAGGUUUUUGCGCAGACUGAUCAAUGUUUUGCCAAGUUUUUAUGGUGUGACAUCGUUAUCAGAUAUGCUCAACAUCCAUUUAUAAACUGUAUCAGUUGGGACGGUUCCGGAAUGUUCUUGGUACAGGACACAAAACCAUGAAAACACUCACGAUAUUCAAUCUGUAUCUUUUUUGUACUUAUGAUGUAGCUCAUAUUUCAUUCCAUGGCAGGUUUGCAAUCAUUUCUAUACGUUUGAUACAUGUGUUCGCAAAAAUGUUCGAAUCUAGUGUCCACAGCCUUUGGAGUCACCAGGCACAAUUUUACAAGUGAAAGGUGGUCAAAGUUGUGAUAGACUCUGGCCGAUGUUCAAGUACUAGUAGUAGCAGUGUAUGACACAGCUGCUAGUAGUAAAUGCCAGUCAAUAUUUAAUCCAUCCUGCAUAAACUAGACUCCUGAGGCUGUCCACAGUUGUCCUUAACUAAGUCUUCCUAUGUAAAUAGGAGGUACAAACAUGAGUAUUGUUUGAAACAACCCGUCCUGUUGUUGGUAAUUAUUUCAUCUGUAAAAGUCUAGUGGAUUUUGCCAUUGUCUUUUAACUUUGUCCAUCCCAUGCAGGGGCCUUGGCUUCAGCCAGAAAAGUGUCACAGAAGCACGCCCACAGGGUUCUGCAUUCAAGUUGUUAUUUGCGAUGACGUCCAAGUAUAAUUUGAUGAUGUUUAUAAACAAUAUUAAAUGACGUUUACAGAAUAUUUGGUAACAUUCACAACUUAUGAAUUUGACUCCUGUAAACGGAGAAACGAUGGUAAAGAGGUUUAACUCAUACCCGGUAAAAAGAUGUAUUAAUAUAAGCGAAAUUUACCAUACUUUCUACUCCCUUUCUGAUGAAAACAAAUAACUUUUACAAUUAACAUUCACAUUCGAUUUUUAGCCAUUUAAUUUGUGCAAUAUCUUUUCGCACAUUAUUUUUCACCAGAUCUAUUUUCAUUGUUUAUUAUGUAACACCUAACAUUGAUCUAAUGAUUAUUGACUAUUGUUUCACAUGAAAAUGAAAGUUUUUCUGAAUUUAUCACAUUUUUUUCCUUAUGACUACACAGGAACCAGAUUCUCGACAUUUUGUUCUGUGCACAUGAUGUAGAUUCUGUAUAAAAAUCAUGUACAUUUCUCAAUGCUACUUUCAUCGCUUUCUAAACAGAGUCCUGCCAAAUGCAGAUUUUCAGUGUACAUAAUUAUCAUGUAUAUUUUAACUAAAAUAUAUUGAAUAUGCCACUUUAAA
This is a messenger RNA of Lineus longissimus, 17106 nucleotides long. RefSeq lists its product as uncharacterized. Gene Ontology annotation, biological process: cell-cell junction organization. The transcript is spliced from 3 exons. Bases 172 to 10722 code for a protein of 3516 amino acids. Lineage: Eukaryota; Metazoa; Nemertea; Pilidiophora; Heteronemertea; Lineidae. Gene Ontology annotation, cellular component: apical junction complex; plasma membrane. The record is from RefSeq and is a predicted model, not a curated record.